GGGUGCCGAAGCCAAGGCAUCUCCGUCACUGCUCAGAGUCGAGCAUCCCUAACGGGCAACGCCACCCUGGACCGGGCUUCCCGGGCGGGCUGCGGGACGGCGCAGACGCACUCGUUCCGCCUUCCCACCAAUCUCGACCCUCGACGCGUUCCGUUCGUGCGUGGAGGAGCCGGGCGGGAGGAGAGGCCGCUCCGUGGGCAGGGGCUGCGGCGCGCCCAGCGGCUGGACCCAGCGACGGCGCGGAUGGCGGACUCGCAGCCGUUCUGCGUGGCGGAGGAGCGCAGCGGCCACUGCGCCGUGGUGGACGGAAACUUCCUCUACGUGUGGGGGGGCUACGUGUCUAUUGAAGACAAUGAAGUAUAUUUGCCUAAUGAUGAAAUUUGGACCUAUGAUAUUGAUAGUGGGUUGUGGACCAUGCACCUCAUGGAAGGAGAACUCCCUACCUCCAUGUCAGGAAGUUGUGGUGCUUGCAUUAAUGGAAAGCUGUACGUUUUUGGAGGAUAUGAUGACAAAGGAUACAGCAAUCGACUUUAUUUUGUUAAUUUGCGAACAAGAGAUGGAACCUACGUUUGGGAAAAAAUCACCAGUUUUGAAGGACAACCACCCACACCACGUGAUAAACUCUCUUGCUGGGUAUAUAAAGACAGAUUAAUAUAUUUUGGUGGCUAUGGGUGUAGGAGACACAAUGAACUCCAAGACUGUUUUGAUGUUCAUGAUGCAUCUUGGGAAGAACAGAUCUUCUGGGGAUGGCAUAAUGAUGUUCAUGUAUUUGAUACAAAGACACAGAAUUGGUUUCAACCAGAAAUUAAAGAUGGAGUUCCUCCACAGCCGCGAGCCGCGCACACAUGUGCAGUUCUUGGAAAUAAGGGCUAUAUUUUUGGCGGACGUGUUUUGCAAACUAGGAUGAAUGAUUUGCACUAUCUGAACUUAGAUACCUGGACUUGGUCUGGAAGGAUUCCUGUUAAUGGAGAAAACCCCAAACAUCGGUCAUGGCAUACUUUAACACCAAUAGCUGAUGAUAAACUUUUUCUAUUUGGUGGACUAAGUGCAGACAAUAUUCCAUUAAGUGAUGGUUGGAUUUAUAAUGUCAUAACAAAUGGUUGGAAACAACUUACACACUUACCUAAAACAAGACCCAGGUUAUGGCAUACAGCCUGUUUGGGGAAAGAAAAUGAAAUAAUGGUAUUUGGUGGGAGCAAAGAUGAUUUACUUUCCUUGGAUACAGGCCACUGUAAUGAUUUAUUGAUCUUUCAAACACAGCCUUAUUCACUACUCAGGUCAUGCCUUGACUGUAUUGGCAAAAAUGCCAUAAUUUUAGAAAGUCAGAUAUCUUUAUUACCUCCUAAACUUCUGCAACAAGUACUGAAAAAAAUAACAUUUUGGACUGCAGCUAAUCACCGAGAAGAACAAAGAGCCCAAAAAGAAGAAACAGAAAAUAAGUAUCAGUGGAUCACUAGCAAUUAAAUUGUUAUAUACUCUGUAUAUUUAAUAUGUGUAAACAUUUUAAUCAGACUGUGUAUUCCCCCUCCCCAAAUUGGAGGCUUUAUUUAGAAGAUAACAUUGGAAACAAAAAUGCUAUGUUACAGUGAUUGUAUGUCAUGGAAUAUAUGGGAAUAAGAUGUUAACAGAAGAUUAAUUUAUAUUUGUAAACUAAUUUCCUAGUAAGCUGCAGGAAGAAAUAUACUUUCUGAAAGUAAGUACAAUUGUAAGAUAUUUUUAACUCACUGUACACUCUUUACUGGGAAGUUUAUAUGAAUUUCAGGAGACUGAGAGAUUAACCCAAGGACUGUAGAAAUCCCCCAACAUCAUAAUAGAUAGAUAAAAACACUAUACAUCAACUUUCGGAAAGAAUGGAUUUUCUCAGGCCACUUUGAAAUUAUCUACAGCUUCUCAUUAAAUAACCCAGUUAUUUAAAAACUUCUCCUUGAAUAAUUGAUCCAGCUGGGCAAAAUGAUAAAAUGGGCAAACACUGGUAUGUGUUUAGUACUGGCCUCCUGCCCUUCAGUGCUUACCUAGCAAAGUCUCUCAUUAAGCCUCAUCAUAACUUUCCUCACCUUUAUUUGAGUAGCGGAAUAAAUGUCUUCAAUUGUCUUUCCAUUACCCCUAAGUUGUUAGUUUGUCCAAAUUUAUAAAGACCAUGUUUUAAAGUGUCUAAAGUGGAGGUUUACUUAACCAUACAGACUUUGAAAUAUUGAGAAGCAGUAGAUGUAUUAACUUUUCAGACACGUUAAAAUAUAUUUUUGCCUUGGAAGAAUGCUCCUAAAGUAGUUUUUGUAAGUAAUGAAAUGGGAUGGUAACCUAGUAAUUUACCUGUAUAGAAACCCUGUUCUUCGGCCCACACCACUCUACAGAGCUGGUCCUCAAGACCCACGAUAUUGGAAGUAUGUUCUCUUCCCACUGAUUGUCAGUAUUAACUGCCCUACAGAAACGGCACACUGUAUUUAUCUUUAUAUUCCUUCAACUGGUACUUUUGCCAUAAUUAAAAAAUUACUCAUAUUAUCAGUUAUACACUUCCAUUGAAUUACUAAUAACAGUGAUUUAUUAAAAAGCUCAGUAUAUGAAAUUAUUCUCCAUAAUAUCACCAUUCAAGCUAUCUCUAAAAUUUAAAAUGUUAGAGAGAAUAUAUUUCUAUAUUGAAAUAGACAUGUAAUUUAUAAUAAUUAUAGUAGCUCAUUGAAUUUUACAGAUAUAUUUUAUAUAUAUACAUAUACUGUAUUUUAGAUGUGUAAAGCUUCUAUUUAUGUAUUGAAAUACUUUGUGCUUACAUUUUAUUAUACGAACUAUAUAGAUUUACUAUUUUCUUAGUUUUGUUAGUGUGAACCAGUCAUUAGAGUUGAUUGUGCAAACAAUAUUUCAGUGUAAGUUUUCUUUUCUUUCUUUCUUUUUUUUUUUUUUACUAUUUUUAGGCUGAAUAACAGAUUUAGAAAAUGAAUCUCACAGGUAAUGUACAUCGUAGAAGUAAUUAUUACAUGAACUUCUGUUAUCAGCAUUUUUAAGGGGAAAAAUAUCAAAACCUUUUGGAUAGUGAUAGAUGACAGUGAAUGGAAUGAACAUCUUUUAAAAUGUGGAUCCUGUGAAUUUAAAUUCUAGAUUAUGCAGAUGCCUUCUGUAGCCUCUUAGAAAAGCACUUCUGGUUUGAAAUGGUUUACUUAGAAUGUUAAAAGUUGGAUUAGCCCCCUCAAAAUACAUGAUCAUUUAGGCUUCAACAGAAAUCUAUUAACUGUGGCACACAAAACUUUUGACUUAAUAUACUGUGCUGCUUCAAGAACUUGUAGGUCCUGACGUAGGAGCCCCAUUGUAGGAGGGGCAGGAAAUUCUGAUCUUUACCUUCAAGCUCCAAAAGUUGGCUUAAACCAGACUUGGCUUCUCUGCUGGUAGUAGAGAUUGUGGGAGCCUGCAAAGUCCGUUUUAGCAGUAUUAAUUCCUCACUUCUCACCAGCUAGCUGAUGGUUUACUAUCCACUUUUGUGCUGCUGAGCUCAGCGUGGAGGAGCCCAAGACAGCCACACCUUGUAACUUCUGCUCUGAGCUCCCCUCACAGGCUCCCUGUUUGAAAAACGACUCUACAGGGGUUGAUAGUCUUUUUUCCAGAUGGUUCACAGAAUAGGUUUCCAAUCUGGUUCUCAAGGAAGAUUUCCGGCCAUAUAUAUUACGGAUAUUCUCAGGAUAUUCUUCCCAUUGUCAGGAAGAAUUCUUUUGUGUAUUAUCAUCUUUAGUAUGAUAUACUCAAUAACACAUACAUUUUUUUCCAAAUAGUAUCUUUGCACACACACCUUUAAAAUGAUUAGCCUUUGAAUAGAAGCGUAAAAGUAUUCUUUAGAACUUCGUGCCUUCUGUCUAGGCACAAGGUAAUGCUUUAUUUAUAUUGUAUGUGUGUGUGAGAGAGAAAUAAUACAAACCUAAGAAGAAUAAUUUUCAGGAUAGUAUAUACUAUCUGACAAGUUAAAAUUUGUUGACAUCAGAGCAUUUCAAAAGAAAAGAAGCAAUUUUAAAAAACAUAUAAUGCUCCCUGCCCACCUUGUGUGUGUGUGUCUGUGUGUUUGUGCGCCCAGAUUAAUGUGAUUAUAUUGGAAUUUCCAGUUUGAUGAGGUUAUCACACAGUCCAGCACGUGGAACAGCAAGAACACUAUCACCCUGUUACAGACUGAAUGUUUGUGUUCCCCCCAAAUUCAUAUAUUGAAACUCUGAUCCUCAAUCAAAGUAGUAGUAUUUGGAGGUGGGGUUUUCGGGAGGUGAUUAGGUUUGUGAGGUCAUGAGGUGAUGAGCCCAUGAUGGGAUUAUUGUCCUAAGAAGAGGCAGAGACCAGAGCUCACUCGCUGGCUCCUGCCAGGUGAGGAUGCAAUGGGAAGGCAGCCAUCGGAAAGCCAGCCCCCACCCAGAAUCAAAUAUACUAGCACCUUGAUCUUGGACUUCCUAGUCUCUAGAACUGGGAGAAAUAAAUGUCUGUUGUUCAAACCAUCCAGUCUGUGGUAUUUUGUUAUACCAGCCAAGCUAAGACGCACCCGAAGUCCAAAGUAUACAUUAGGGUUCACUCUUGGUGGUAUAUAUUCAAUGGGUUUAAACAGAUGUGUAACAACAUGUAUCUAC
Molecule: messenger RNA, 4586 nt
Organism: Zalophus californianus (California sea lion)
Lineage: Eukaryota; Metazoa; Chordata; Mammalia; Carnivora; Otariidae
Gene: KLHDC1
Product: kelch domain containing 1
Exons: 13
Coding region: 244-1464 (406 amino acids)
Molecular function (GO): protein binding
Source: RefSeq, a predicted model, not a curated record